Molecule: messenger RNA, 423 nt
Organism: Trypanosoma rangeli
Lineage: Eukaryota; Euglenozoa; Kinetoplastea; Trypanosomatida; Trypanosomatidae
Exons: 1
Source: RefSeq, a predicted model, not a curated record
AGCAGCCAACCAAAGCAACGCCCGGGCACCCCCAAUCUCUCCAAGCCUAAUUUGCGCCGCCGGGACGCAAGACACGCACAGCAGAAUAAAAUGUGCCCCGGCGCCUCCUCACUCAGGCUGCUGCGAAACCACGGCAUCUUUCUCCACCUUGCACCACCCCCUUGUCGCGAAAUCUGUCGGCAUCAAUGUCUACCGUUCGCCCAGCGGCACGGAAAGAGAAGCGGUGCGGAUGCCGCGCCUCUCGCCAAGAAACCCUUCAGAGAAGGCUCCCCAGCCUCUCCGAGUCAACAAAAAUUAGUUCGACAGGGCGCUGGCCCCGGGCACGGUGAAACUGGCCCGAACAAAAUUUGCACCGCGCGCCGCACCCAUGCACUUCCGGAGCGCAUCGCGCGAAGCGCCCACCGCCGUGGAGGGCGCAGGUGA